Molecule: messenger RNA, 1307 nt
Organism: Ziziphus jujuba (common jujube)
Lineage: Eukaryota; Viridiplantae; Streptophyta; Magnoliopsida; Rosales; Rhamnaceae
Product: cysteine protease XCP2
Exons: 4
Coding region: 84-1145 (353 amino acids)
Cellular component (GO): lysosome
Molecular function (GO): cysteine-type endopeptidase activity
Source: RefSeq, a predicted model, not a curated record
UAAUGGCUAUAUAAACCCUCGUAAUCUUCACCCCCCACCUUCGUCAGAUUAUUCUCUCCUAACUUUCCCGCUGACAGAAAGAAAUGACUUCUUUUUCACUUUACAAGCUACUCGUUCUUGCUUUGUCCAUGUCCUUUUUGGCCUCAUUGGCCUUGGCUCGUGACUUCUCCAUCGUCGGCUACUCUCCUGAGGACUUGACAUGCAUAGACAAACUUAUCCAACUCUUUGAGUCCUGGAUAUCAAAACAUCGCAAAGUUUAUGAGAAUUUUGAAGAAAAGCGGCAAAGAUUUGAGAUUUUUAAAGAUAAUCUGAAGCACAUCGAUGAGACAAACAAAAAAGUUAGUAACUAUUGGCUUGGAUUGAACGAGUUUGCAGAUUUGAGCCAUGAAGAAUUCAACAACAUGUAUCUGGGACUGAAAGCUGACCAAACAAGGAGAGAGCAUACGUCCCUUGAUGAAUUCGCUUACAAAGAUGUUGCGGAUUUGCCCAAAUCUGUGGAUUGGAGAAAGAAAGGAGCCGUGACUCAUGUUAAGAACCAAGGCUCAUGUGGAAGUUGCUGGGCGUUUUCAACCGUGGCAGCCGUGGAGGGCAUAAACCAGAUUGUUACUGGGAAUUUGACAUCUUUGUCGGAGCAAGAGCUGAUUGACUGCGACAAUCUCCACAACAAUGGGUGUAAUGGGGGUCUCAUGGACUACGCAUUUGCCUACAUUGUUUCUAAUGGCGGUAUUCAUAAGGAAGAAGACUAUCCGUAUAUCAUGAAAGAGGGAACCUGUGAUAUGAAAAAGGAUGAACAAGAGGUAGUGACCAUUAGUGGGUAUCACGAUGUCCCCAUAAACGAUGAACGAAGCCUCUUAAAGGCACUUGCAAACCAACCUUUGAGCGUGGCUAUUGAGGCUUCUGGCAGGGAUUUUCAAUUCUAUAGAGGGGGCAUUUUCGAUGGUGACUGUGGAAACCAUCUAGACCACGGCGUGGCGGCCGUUGGCUAUGGAUCAUCAAAGGGAUUGGAUUACAUCAUUGUGAAGAACUCCUGGGGACCAAAAUGGGGAGAGAAAGGUUACAUCAGAAUGAAAAGAAACACAGGAAAGCCAGAAGGCCUAUGCGGAAUCAACAAAAUGGCUUCUUAUCCUACGAAAAACAAGAGCUAGUCGUCAAUCGACAAAACAUUGUGCCUUUGAUUUUUAAUUUUACCAAUUUUCAAUCAAUCUAUUAUUUUCCACAGAAUGAAAUUAUUAUGGUGAACCAAUAUAUGCAAUGUAAUAUAAUAAAAUGUAAUCUUAUAAAUCAAUAUACAACACGAAUUUACAGAA